CCCCCCCCCCCCCCAACCAGGUCAACCUGACUAGCAAUAAGCCAGGAGCAGGGGGAGAUGUAGGAAGGCCUGAGAGUUCGAGGGGGGGGGAAGCGCUUUUCCCUGGAAAUUUCCCCCCAUCUUUUUAACUUGUAGUGUUGGAGGGUUUUGGGUUUCUUUUUUUUAAUUUUUUAGUAUAGAUAUAUUUUUUGAAAUCGGGUUUUUGAGGAGGUGGUAGGUGUUCAGAAAAGGAUGUGGGAAUGGAAGGGGUAGAUGAGUCAACCCUGUUAGAAGAUUCCAAGGGUGGUGAGUUACCUGAUCCUUUUCGUGUGUGGAGUUCAGGGGGUCGGGAGGUUUGGCCUUUAUUCCCACAUUCAAAGUUGGAACCCCCCCCAAAUUAAGAAUGGAGUUUUAGUACCCACUUGUGGCUGGAAUCCUGGGGGGAAGGGGUCCUUUUUUUCCCUUUUUUCUUUUCUUUUUCCUUUACUUUUUUUAAUUUUGGCAACCCACGCCCCUCCACACACACACACACACACACACACACUCACCCCGACACUAAACACCAAGACCCUCUAACUUGCUUGGAUUGACUGAUGAAGACAUAAGGCCAGUUUCCGCUCUUAUGUUUUUUGAGGUGGAGUGAGUGGUUUCUUCAUUUUUAAAUGGCCAAAUGACAGCUUGACCCAGUUUGCUUUCCAAUCAAAGGGCAUUUUUUUUUUGAAUGUCUCUUUGUGGCGCAAGAGCCAACGCAAAAAUGAUGGCGGCUUACAAUGGCGGUACAUCUGCAGCAGCAGCAGGUCACCACCACCACCAUCACCACCACCUUCCACACCUCCCUCCUCCUCACCUUCACCACCACCACCACCCUCAGCACCAUCUUCAUCCGGGGUCGGCUGCUGCUGUACACCCAGUACAGCAGCAUACCUCUUCGGCAGCUGCGGCAGCCGCAGCAGCGGCCGCAGCCGCAGCCAUGUUAAACCCUGGGCAACAACAACCAUAUUUCCCAUCACCGGCACCGGGUCAGGCUCCUGGACCAGCUGCAGCAGCCCCAGCUCAGGUACAGGCUGCCACGGCUGCCACAGUUAAGGCUCACCAUCAUCAGCACUCGCAUCACCCACAACAGCAGCUGGAUAUUGAGCCGGAUAGACCUAUUGGAUAUGGAGCUUUUGGUGUUGUCUGGUCAGUAACAGAUCCAAGAGAUGGAAAGAGAGUAGCACUCAAAAAGAUGCCCAACGUCUUCCAGAAUCUGGUCUCUUGCAAAAGGGUCUUCCGGGAAUUGAAGAUGUUGUGUUUUUUUAAACAUGAUAAUGUACUCUCUGCCCUUGACAUCCUCCAGCCUCCGCACAUUGACUAUUUUGAAGAAAUAUAUGUUGUCACAGAAUUGAUGCAGAGUGACCUACAUAAAAUUAUCGUCUCUCCUCAACCACUCAGCUCCGAUCAUGUCAAAGUUUUUCUUUAUCAGAUUUUACGAGGUUUGAAAUAUCUCCAUUCAGCUGGCAUUUUACAUCGAGACAUUAAACCAGGGAAUCUCCUUGUGAACAGCAACUGUGUUCUAAAGAUUUGUGAUUUUGGAUUGGCCAGAGUGGAAGAAUUAGAUGAAUCCCGUCAUAUGACUCAGGAAGUUGUUACUCAGUAUUACCGAGCUCCAGAAAUCCUGAUGGGCAGCCGUCAUUACAGCAAUGCUAUUGACAUCUGGUCUGUCGGCUGCAUCUUUGCGGAACUGCUGGGACGGAGAAUACUGUUUCAGGCGCAGAGCCCCAUUCAGCAGUUGGAUUUGAUCACAGAUCUCUUGGGCACACCAUCACUGGAAGCAAUGAGGACGGCUUGUGAAGGCGCUAAGGCACACAUACUCAGGGGUCCUCAUAAACAGCCAUCUCUUCCUGUACUUUAUACCCUGUCAAGCCAGGCUACACAUGAAGCUGUUCAUCUCCUUUGCAGGAUGUUGGUCUUUGAUCCAUCCAAAAGAAUAUCCGCUAAGGAUGCCUUAGCCCACCCCUACCUAGAUGAAGGGCGGCUCCGCUAUCACACCUGCAUGUGUGAAUGCUGCUUUUCCACCUCCACUGGGAGAGUUUACACCAGUGACUUUGAGCCCGUCACCAACCCCAAAUUUGAUGACACUUUUGAGAAGAACCUUAGUUCUGUUCGACAGGUUAAAGAGAUCAUCCACCGGUUCAUUCUGGAGCAGCAGAAAGGGAACAGAGUGCCUCUCUGCAUCAACCCGCAGUCUGCUGCUUUCAAGAGCUUUAUUAGUUCCACUGUUGCCCAGCCGUCUGAGAUGCCCCCCUCGCCCCUGGUGUGGGAGUGACGGUGGAAGAGAAUAUGUACUACUGAAGAUGUAAUGUAGCUUUCCACUGGAGUCUGGGAUUUGCAAUUCUGGAGGUUAAUCAUGCCUGUACUGUAAUUUUACUAAUGAAGUUUUAAAUUAACAACCACUACUUGUAUGAUAUGAAUGAUAUUUAGAAAUGUUACUAGACUUUUAAUCUUGUAAAGUGGUUGUGCUUUUAGGAACCUAUUUUCCCCAGAGUUGCACAUGUUGUAUGAAUUCAGUGCAGCUGUUAUGGCUCACGCAGAACAAACGAGAACUGAACCAAAUUUGGGAGUCUGGGGUUUUAUGUUUCUGUUGGGGUUUUUUGUUUGUUUGUUUGUUUGUUUCUUUUUUUUUAAUGAAGUGAGAUUGUUCACACACACACAGACACACACACACAUAUAAACACACAUGACAGUCACACAUUUUGAUAUUUGAGCCAUUCCUGAAGAUUUGGGAUUUUCUAAAUCCGAAACAUGUAGAGACCUUGUCUGCGACCAAUCCUGGAGCCACAUGAGCUGGUCAUGGCUGUCCUUGGGGGGGAAGGGUCGAGGCAUGCCACCUCAUGAUCAGGCCCUAUGAUUAGCUUCAUUAGCACCGUGAUGGUGAUGUGUGCUGUCUCAAAUCAAAUGUUUUGGGUAGAGAGAAUGCGUUUGUGACUAGGAGAGGUGAAACUUUUUCCCCCCUUCCCCAGUAUAAAUAUAUAUAUAUAUAUUUAAUCUAUUUUUAUUAGAAGUUUUUCUGCUCUUUCUUACAUAAAAGAACCCCAAGGCAUGCAUCUUUCAUGUGUGUAAAUAGUUCAUUUCUGGACUAAUUUCAAAAGAAUCCCAACAUCGAUCGCUGUACACAGAGAACUAGCUUGCACAUUUCAGGUCUGUGAAGUUUUGUGAGACUUUUCCUGCACUGGACAGUUUAAUAAAAACUUUUUUUCUUUUUUUUUUUUUUUUUGAAAAAAAAUAUUUAAAGACAAAAACAGAUUCAAAAAAAAUAAAAAACGAAAGCCACACACAAAAAGGCACAUAGGGAGUGAUGUCAACUGUGUCUGUCCUCAGGCAGAGCUGGGGGUCUGGAAAUGUCACAGUCGUCAAUAGCUCAUUCCUUUCGGACAAACUUGUUUCUGUUGGAACACUGAAUUCUUCUGUGCAUAUGUAUAUAUGGAUGCAAAUUGAAGGCCUCUACCUCCUGGAGUUAUACAACUUGGCUUGUUUACCUCCACAUGCUGAUGAUGAUGAUGAUGAUGAUUUUUUUUUUUUAAGUUCAAUGUGGAGACUUGAAACUUGAAUGUCCCUUCCAACUUUUAUAUUAAAAAAAAAGACAAGAAAAUUGAAGAUUGUUUUUCACCUGUACAAGGUAUACUAACGGAUCGUCUUAUAAUUGGUCUAGGGAAAAACCUUGGUGUGUGUUCUGGACAACUAACUGUUAAAGUUAUUGUAAGUUAUCUGUAUCUAGCAGAGAGUUUCAUCUUGAGUGAUCUGAGCUGAAUUUGAAGACUCUUAAUAAGUUAUGUUUGGAAGUUUUAACUUCAAUGAAGUAAUUAUUGCUGUGAAAGAAACCAACGUUGAAUUACUAAACAAAGAUGGUGCAAUAUCUUUGUUUUUUUUUUAUGAGGCUCCUGAGAAUCAACCCAGCUGAAGCAUUUCAAUUCACUUGAAUGAGAAACGUGUUAGUAUCAAAAGAGCCCAAGAAGACACUGGUGUGAAAGGUACAAUCUCAGAGGUUGGUCAAUUACCGUGGCACACUCACUGGUCACUUUGUACAAUGUAGAUUUGAAGUACAGUGGUGAAAACAUUAAAUGUGACAUUUGAAAAAGA
Molecule: messenger RNA, 4095 nt
Organism: Echinops telfairi (small Madagascar hedgehog)
Lineage: Eukaryota; Metazoa; Chordata; Mammalia; Afrosoricida; Tenrecidae
Gene: NLK
Product: nemo like kinase
Exons: 11
Coding region: 701-2284 (527 amino acids)
Biological process (GO): protein phosphorylation; intracellular signal transduction
Cellular component (GO): nucleus; cytoplasm
Molecular function (GO): MAP kinase activity; ATP binding
Source: RefSeq, a predicted model, not a curated record